UUCUCUCCAAAACCAUCCUUUCUAUUGUUCUCUUUUCCCUUCUCCUCCACAACAUGACUAGUACAAGUGAUUGGCUACACUUUCACCAAUCUACCACCACCGUGGCGGGCCAAGCUGCCAUACCUUACACCGCCUCCUCGGCCUCCAACUUCUUUUUCUCGGGCCAGGACUUAGAGCCCAUAGAACCAACCAUGAGCACCAACAUAACCUCACCGCCGACCGGCCAGGAUCCACUAGGCCCUUCAUCAGGUCGGGUCAAUAAGCCCGCUCGUAAGAGGACCCGUGCCUCACGUCGAACCCCGACUACGUUCCUCAACACCGAUACCUUCAACUUCCGGGCCAUGGUCCAGCAGUUCACGGGUGGGCCAAGUAACAACUUCAACAUUCCCCGGCCAGAUUAUGGGCUUCGGCCUCCAAUGGGCCAAACACAACACCAAAUUCUAGGCCCAUUACAAUACUCCAACGACAAUAACAAUAUGUUCAUGCAGAGUGAAGGAAGAAAUGAUAAUGUGAAUAUGAGAUUAAACGGGCCGGGCAUCGGGUCACCAUCUAAUGAGAACAGAAGCAGCCACAGUAAUUUCCUUUUUCAACUGUAGAUUAAUCAUAUGAUUACCACUAAGUCAAUUAGUCCUUUUACUCAAGUGUAGAGGAAGAAAGCAAAAAAGAGGUUGGUAAAAUUUGGUAUAGUUUGGUAAGCUGACUUUUUAGAAUAUUUCCAAGUAUCUACAAACUAGAAAUAAUAUUGACUUUUAUUUUAUUUUGUUUUUUCUUGAAAAGGGUAAAAUAAAUAUGUAAAAGUAUAUUGUUAAUAUUAGAAGUGUUAUUUAUAAGAACUCUUUUAUAUAUUUA
Molecule: messenger RNA, 849 nt
Organism: Amaranthus tricolor (Joseph's coat)
Lineage: Eukaryota; Viridiplantae; Streptophyta; Magnoliopsida; Caryophyllales; Amaranthaceae
Product: calmodulin-binding protein 25-like
Exons: 1
Coding region: 54-596 (180 amino acids)
Source: RefSeq, a predicted model, not a curated record